Messenger RNA from Parus major (Great Tit), 4149 nucleotides. It is a transcript of the gene CSNK2A1, whose product is annotated as casein kinase 2 alpha 1. The coding region runs from base 2974 to 4149 and encodes 391 amino acids. The transcript has 13 exons. Gene Ontology annotation, cellular component: cytosol; nucleus; protein kinase CK2 complex. The record is from RefSeq and is a predicted model, not a curated record. Gene Ontology annotation, molecular function: ATP binding; protein serine/threonine kinase activity. Gene Ontology annotation, biological process: protein phosphorylation. NCBI's taxonomy places the organism in Eukaryota, Metazoa, Chordata, Aves, Passeriformes, Paridae.
UUUUUAGAGAGUUAUGUCAGAACUUCACUUGCUGGCAGGAGUUUGCAUUGUGUGUCUCUUGCUGAGCCUGCUCAGUGUUGGCUGAGUGAUGGAGAUGGUUUGUGGUGCAUUGCCUGUUCCAUGGAACAGCUGAUCACAGGGAUUUCCUGAAGAAACAGUUACAGGCAAUGUCCUCUGGUUUAUCUUUUGGCUCUGGUAAUGGUUUCUGCCUCUAGGAGUUGCAUGAUCAGAUCAUUUAAAACUCUAUAACUCUUAAAGAUGGUUGGUACAGGUCAGUUUUCUCAGUUCUGCCUAAAUCCCACUCUGUAUGUGAACUAUAGGAGUCAAAUCAGCAGAGUGAUUGCCCUGGCAGUACUCUGUGCCUACUAAUUAAUGAGGAAAACAACUGUGUCACUUAGCAGCAAUUAGGGAGGUAGAACUUUCCAGAGGAUGCUGCCAGUGGAGCCUGAUGUCAGCUGUGAAGAGCCUGUAGUGCUGCUGAAACAUUCACCUUUGUGAGCCUCCAGGAAGAGUUCCCUGAUGUUGCUGGGGUCUCAGAAACUGUAAUUUUGGUAACUGGAAUAGUGUGCAAAGCUCCAGCAGUAGGAGAUUUAGUUUUGUUAGUGCUCUUGGAAGGAAAAGGAACUGCUUCCUGUUGAAGUAUUGCUUUGGCUUUAGGGCAGACCUAAAGGGAUAUUCCUCCAAAGAAAAUCCCCCCGCCUUUCCUGCACUCCCUGCUCAGCCUGAACUGUCAGUUUGGAGAAGAGGUGCAAGAAGAGUUUUGUCGUUGGUUUCUGUUUGGUGUGUGUGUACAGGCAGGUUAGUUUGGCAGUGCCUGGUUAUAUUGCAACCAUUUUUAUCGGAUUGUGUCAGGAGUCCUUGGCACUGGCAGUGAGGAUAUCCGCUGGGUUUAUGCAAGGCUGGGAGUGGUGGCAGGAGAAGCUGCAGGCAUGGGAAAGAGGCAGAGCCUGUGCUCGGAUGCUGCGGCUUGGGUGUAUUGCUGAUAUGGCUGCCCCCUGCAUCUACAUGGCCUCUUCCAAGGUCAGCUUUGGGGUCUUUGUGUUUUGGGGCCUUUCCCUUUGCUCCAUGUGCUGUUGACUGUCUUAGGUCUGAAAAUAAUAGUGUUCAUGACCUUGGGAAAUUGUUCUGCAUAGAAUCCCUUAGGAGAUGUAGUGAGCGGCAUUCCUGUCACUGGUGCUGGAGGUGAUCACAGUGUUCUGCUCCAGGUCCAUGUGCUGUUGCCAGCACUGAUGUUUGGCAAAGGACAGGUGUCCAACAGGGCUGAGAUGCUGGGGACCCAUAGAGGGUUCAUGUGAACUGCUAUAAUUCAGCUGUUACAGAUCUGAACAAAAAGAAAGACAGAGCAUGACAGACCUUCUUCCAGGAGAGCGUGUGGCACCAGAACCACUGCCGGGGCAUCCUGGAGGGUGACAGACAUGUUAGACACUGCUUUCCGAGUUGGGAAAGUGGGACAGUGAAGUUUUCCCCAAGACUGUGAAGAGUAUCAUAAAACAUGGAGUUACAGUAGAACCAUUCCUGUGACUUCCAUAGAGAUUGUGGUCCUCAUUACAGAGGGUGACUUCUUCAUUGGCAGGAAUCGUGAGGAAUUCAGAGAGGAAUCAGUGGAGCUGAUGUAGGAAGAGCCAAUCUAAAUUUAGGAUGUUUCUAGUGCAGAAUUACUCCAAGAUGUUUCUUCCAGUAUAACUAAAUCUGUCAACUGCUCUCCCUACAAACUGGCCAUGUCUUGUUUUGAAUUAAUCACAACAGUUCACGUUUCUUUUUUAAGGGUCAUUGUUGAGGUCAUUACAUAUCCUUUGUUAUUUCUCUACAGUUGGACAAAAUCAGCUAUUUAAAAGAAAUGUGGAAAAUAAUUUUGGUGGAAAAUGCAGUUAAAGCAGACUGUGCUGUUCCAAAACAAUACCCAGAGAAAAGUUUUACUUCAAAUCUAAGCUUUUUUUUUUUAACUCAAAUUUUUAAAUCUCCUUUUCUGUUGAUGCUGUCCCUUUAGUAGGUAAAUGAUCUUCAGGAAAGGAUGUAAAAUGUCAAUUUUGUUAAUCCAGGCUUGUUUCUAUUUUAGCUGUAAAAUCAUAGAAAAAUAUAGGUUGCAGGGGACUUCUGGAGGUCAUUUGUUCCAUACUUGUAUUGCUGAAGAUCAUCAUGAGAACACACAAAUCAGGUUUCUUUUUUGAGAUAGAGCAUGUUUUUUUAAUAAAGUUGAUUACUAUGAUUUCUUUUAAAAGUAAGCUGGGUGUUGAUUGAUGUUGACUGCCAGCAGGCAGUACUAUAAUAUUUAGGCAUGUCUUGAUUUUUUAAUUUCAGUAUUUCUCCAGAAUUAGAUAUUCUCUUAAUUCUGAAGGAGCAAAUGUGCUUUUCUGGGAGGAUUACAGGGCUAUAUGAGCUAUAUGAAGGAAAUAAUCAGCAAUUUUAUCUGAUAAUUGUAAUUCUUGCUCACCCUACCAAAUCACAUUUUACAGUCAUGAUUUUAGAGGCUGGGUUGAAGCUCUCUGCUAUGAAAGGUAACAUCUUGCUUGCAGUUGUAGAUGAAAGAAGGGGAAUAACCUUUUGAUUCCAGACUCUGCACUGUAAUUCUGCUCUUCUCCACUGACAGAGCUUUUCUUCUCUCACAACAAACCCGCUGCUGUCUCAGCCUGUUUACAGUCUUAGGCUGGCACAAUCGCCACUGUAAUGAGCUUACGUGGGGAAAGUAGAAGUGAGAGGAAAGUCUCUAGACCUGUUUGGCCGAUCUGUCCACCUUGCUUUCUCCUGGAGAGGAAGGUGAGCUUGUCUGGGAUUCAUAAAUCUACGGAAAUGUUUUCUUGGCUCUUCGAGUUCAGCUUGCUGCAGUUCAGGGCCUGUUUUACUCCUUUGGGACUGCUGUGGGCUCGCUGAAGCUGAGUUCAGGUGGAGGAAUCUGAGGCCUUUCUCCUCUGUCAGCACUGCAGACCAGGUCGCCUCUGAUUUCACAUCUCAUUUCCGCCUGCCAAGCUGUCUGAUAUGUCGGGACCCGUGCCGAGCAGGGCCAGAGUUUACACGGAUGUGAACACACACAGACCCCGGGAGUACUGGGACUAUGAGUCGCAUGUUGUUGAGUGGGGAAAUCAAGAUGACUACCAGCUAGUUCGAAAAUUAGGCCGAGGCAAAUACAGUGAAGUAUUUGAAGCCAUCAACAUCACAAAUAACGAAAAAGUAGUUGUUAAAAUUCUCAAGCCUGUUAAAAAGAAGAAAAUCAAGCGUGAAAUCAAGAUCUUAGAGAACUUGCGAGGCGGUCCCAAUAUAAUCACCCUUGCAGAUAUAGUAAAAGAUCCUGUGUCUCGAACACCUGCUCUGGUUUUUGAACAUGUAAACAACACAGACUUUAAGCAAUUAUACCAGACAUUAACAGAUUAUGAUAUUCGAUUCUACAUGUAUGAGAUUUUGAAGGCUCUAGAUUACUGCCAUAGCAUGGGAAUCAUGCACAGAGAUGUCAAACCUCACAAUGUCAUGAUUGACCAUGAGCACAGAAAGCUUAGACUAAUAGACUGGGGUUUGGCUGAAUUCUAUCACCCCGGCCAGGAGUACAAUGUCAGAGUGGCUUCCAGAUAUUUCAAAGGACCUGAACUUCUUGUAGAUUAUCAGAUGUAUGAUUACAGUCUGGAUAUGUGGAGCUUGGGUUGCAUGUUGGCUAGUAUGAUAUUCCGAAAGGAGCCAUUUUUCCAUGGCCAUGACAACUAUGAUCAGCUGGUGAGGAUAGCCAAGGUGCUGGGGACAGAAGAUCUGUAUGACUACAUUGACAAAUACAACAUUGAGCUGGAUCCACGUUUCAAUGACAUCUUGGGCAGACACUCCCGUAAGCGAUGGGAGCGCUUUGUCCACAGUGAGAACCAACAUCUGGUGAGCCCAGAAGCUCUGGAUUUCUUAGACAAGCUGCUGCGAUACGAUCACCAGUCACGACUCACAGCGAGAGAAGCCAUGGAACAUCCCUACUUCUAUCCCAUUGUGAAAGACCAGGCUCGGAUGGGCUCGUCCAACAUGCCGGGUGGCAGCACUCCUGUCAGCAGUGCGAGCAUGAUGUCAGGGAUUUCUUCAGUGCCAACACCUUCGCCCCUUGGACCUCUAGCAGGCUCACCCGUCAUCUCUGCCACCACCACCCUGGGGAUGCCGGUUCCAGCUGCUGCGGGCGCCCAGCAGUAG